Messenger RNA from Dalotia coriaria, 3628 nucleotides. RefSeq names its product 43 kDa receptor-associated protein of the synapse homolog. Gene Ontology annotation, cellular component: plasma membrane; neuromuscular junction. Gene Ontology annotation, biological process: positive regulation of neuromuscular synaptic transmission; synaptic transmission, cholinergic. The record is from RefSeq and is a predicted model, not a curated record. Lineage: Eukaryota; Metazoa; Arthropoda; Insecta; Coleoptera; Staphylinidae. Gene Ontology annotation, molecular function: acetylcholine receptor binding; protein-membrane adaptor activity. The transcript is spliced from 4 exons. The coding region runs from base 1244 to 3052 and encodes 602 amino acids.
GAAUAAAAAUGAUUGCAUAAUGUAAGGGAUGCAGUGCGCAGAGGGUUGAAAUGUGUGCCAGGCGCGUGUGCGCCAACCCGCGCCACGGUUCAAUUCGGUUCAACCAUUCGGCUGACCCAUUUUCCAUCCCUUACUCAAACACACUGUGUGUGUGCUUUGUAGAUAUUAUAUAAGACGAAUAUUUUUAAGCUAGGCAACCAAAUGUACAUAUAAAUAUGUUUACAAAUGUAUAAUGUGUAGUCUAUAGGCUAAACGAUUGUGAAUUAUGAGUAAUUAGUAAUGGCGUUUAUACAACGAUGGGGGCGGCAUGGAAAUUAUGAUACUCCGGCGUAAAUUGGCCUAAAUUUGGGCGUUUGUUAAUAAAUGAACGGCGGCGCGACGCAGAGGGGCGGCGAAACCCACGCAUGUACUGUACAUUUACAUACAAUGUGUUUAAAUUUAUCAAAAAAUCAAAAAUAAUUCAUUUUUUAAGUGUAAAAUUGUUAAAUGUCUUAAAAAUGUUUAAUAUGAAUUAUUUUUAUGUUUAAACACAUUGUAUGUUUAUAUAGUAUAACAUCAUCCCCCCACCAGCGGUAUAAAUCUAUACGCUGAUGCCGUGAUGCUGGUGGAUGCUGCGCCGGUGGCGGCAGGCGGCAGUAUCGCUCGGCACGCGUUACCCGCACGGCCCGCGCACGGCCCCGCCCGCCCCGACCUCGCCUGGAUGCUGUGCGCGCUGCCGCCCCCUUCGUGCGACCGCCAGACCCUAGAAGAAAGCAAAAAACCGAAAUUUAUAUUCGCGUGUUAAUCAUUACAUUAUUGUGGAUUGUGUACGGUUGCGGUGAGGAGUCAUGACGCAAGACGCGCGGAGGUGUGAUGCUGGCGGGGGUGGAAGGACGUUGUGUGGACGAUGGGUGUAACCGAAAAGUGCAACAAAUGUGCACGCAGGGUGCAAUGUGGGUCAAAUAUUCAACUAGUUGAUAAACAAAACGAAUUAAACAAUCGGAUUAAAGCAAAUUAAAACAAAAUAAAGUUGAGGGGAAGAAGUAUAAAGGAAAGUAACUGAAGAAGAAGAGGAAGAAGAAACGUGACUGGAAGGUAAAACGAGUUAAGGGUUGGAGCAGUUGCCAAUAUUAAAUGAUAUAACUCUUAAAAUGUCAAAGAAACCUGAGAAUUAUUGAAGAAUAAGAAAAACAGGAGAAAAAAGUAAAAUUAAAGCUAAAAUAAGAAGAAAUUCGGGGUGGAAACUUGAAGAAAGCUGUGAAUCAUGUCGUGGGAGUCCCUGAACUCACAUCAUGACUUUAUAAGUGGUGGUGUAAGUCAUCAGCUAUCAGCAACACGCCUCCUCUCCUCCCCGGACGGUUCACGCCACCCCCUCGACGGCCUAGAUGGCACCGGCACCGGCCCACGCUCCGGCGGGCGUGACAAUCACCUACCCACCCUAACUCUCGGCCGAAUCGGCAGCCUACACAGCCACUCGUCCACCGGCGGCAGAAACGCGCCUAACCGCACUUGGACAUGGGGCGGCACCGGCGGAGACCGAGGCGGUGACAGAGAUCGUGACAGAGGCACCAACACAGGCGGUACCAACUUCGGCGACAGUUUCUCUUCACUACAACGCGAUACAGCCUACGCUGAAGUCCGAACACCGCAUUCCACGCUACGAAAAUGGUGCUGUGCAUGGGGUUGCUUCCGUGGCUGUCGCGCACGUCUACAUCAUCGUCUUGCAAAACGUAAAGUCGAGCAAGGUGUACGCCUGUACGCGCAGCACAAACAACAACAAGCCGUACGCAAGUGGAAAUCCGCGUUGAAAGCAAUCCGACGCCGCGAGGACAAAUUUGAACUUUUAGGUUACUUAUACCAGGCGUAUAUGGAUUGGGGAAAAUACAGGGAUGCGCUGGAAUACGCACAUAAACAGCUUUACAUCUCCGAAGAGUUAGACAACCCGAACAUGCGCGCUGAAAGUUACCUCAACCUCUCCAGAGCACAUCAACGUAUGGGUGGAUUAGAGAGGGCGCUGGCGUAUGCACGACAUUCAUUAUACAAUGAAUGUGAACAGUGUGCGACUGCCGGACACGUACACCUCACAGUCGGUUCGGUGUAUUUGGAACUAGCUGGGUUUAACAAGGCGCUGGAUAGUUUUCAACACGCGCAUCGAAUCUCACAGGCUGUCAAUGACCACGCGCUGGAGUUACAGGUGUAUGUUGGGUUGUCGGAGUUGUUUGCACGGUUACAGGACGCGGAUAAAAGCGCACGAUACGCGUCGAAGGCGUACGACCUCUCACGAAGUCUCCAGCUCGGUGAUUUGAACUCACGUCAUCAUCGCGCGGCGUUGCUGCAAAUGGCGUCGGCGUUGCGCAAGCAGGGAGAGUUGGGCGACGCGCAUGAUUAUUGCAGUGAAGCGACGCGUCUGGCGUUGGUUUCGGGUGAUCAGGCAACGUACGCGAGGAGUAUUCGUAUCAUGGGCGAUAUUUACAGGAAAAAACUUGAUAUUAAUAAAGCAUUCCGUCAGUAUGAAACAGCGAUGGGUUCAGCUGCCGCAAUGGGUGACCGCGUGAUUCAAAUGGAGUCGAUGGAUGGCGCUGCGCGUUGCCUUGAAGCACUCCGCCUCCAGCACAAAAUAUGCAACUGCCGCCCCCUUGAGUUCAACACACGUCUACUGGAAGUCGCCAGCUCCGUCGGCGCGAAGCUCUUGGUGCGCACGGUGCGCACGCGUCUCGCACGAAUUUAUCACAGCCUAGGCGAUGACGAUCAGAAGCAGCAUCACGAGCGCGUCGCCAAUCGCCUGCUGCAGGAUUUGGAUCUCACCUGCGGCGGUUGUGGCUCCCCCUAUGGGAUUGAGAAUGACAGCUUGGAGGCACUGCCAUGCGCGCACAUUCUACACGCACGCUGCGCAUACGAUAUUCUACGGCGUAAUAAGAAGAAGAAGCGCAGUUGUCCCGACUGUGACAAAGCGAUGAAUUCACGGCUUUAUUUAAAUUGUAACGAUUAUAAUAACACGUACAGUCCGGUGGCGUUAUCGGUCUGCUCCUCGUUGGACAGUCAUUGUAGUCAUCAAGCGACAAGCUCGGUUUGAUCGUAAGCCUACAGAUGGCCUAUGGUUGUGUAUGCAACCACACAUACACCAAAGUAAUGCGUCAAUGUACAUAAUUUUAAGCGAUCGCAAUCUUACACACUGAACAAAAUCGUUAUUGUUAACCCUAAAAAAGUAACAAGUAUAACACACGAUCAACGAAAAUUGAUGAUAAUCGAAUAAGCUAAGCGCACGCGUUGAAAAUGUAUAAUGCACACACACCCACACACACGCAGAAGAUGAACAAUUUUAGCUAGUGUAUAAAAUUGACAGUGCGCAGGCGACAGGCGUUUGACAGAUAACCUAUAAAUAUUGCACGUUCUUAAAGAAUACACAUCAUAUUAUUAUAUUGUUGAAUUUAUUGUAAAUCUAUGGACUAUCAAAUUCUAUCUUCAAGAAAAAACUAAACCAGAGAGUAAACACGAUAUAAAUCAUAUAUAUAAAUAAUUAAAACACAAUUAAAUAUUAAAUAUUAUAAAGAUUAACAAUGCGCAGCUGUAAAAUGCGAUCAAACUUCCAAAACAACAAACCAGUGAUAAUGUAAAAUCGUAUAUUAUAAUAAUUAUUAAUUUAAACAAA